GCGUAACAAACAGGAAGAGAAGAAAGAAGCUGAUUGGCUGAACUCACAGUGAACACAUCUGAUUGGAGGAUCAAAGUCAAACCUGUUUGUGAGGAAGUGAAACUCACACAGUCUUUGUGUCUGAGAGGAGAAAUGGCGCAGAAAGGAGUCGAUCUGGAUCAAGAAACCUUCAGCUGUUCCAUCUGUCUGGAUCUGCUGAAGGAUCCGGUGACUAUUCCCUGUGGACACAGCUACUGCAUGAAGUGUAUUGAAGGAUUCUGGGAUAAAGAGGAGAAUAUCCACAGCUGUCCUCAGUGCAGGAAGACCUUCAAACCGAGACCUGUUCUGGAGAAAAACACCAUGUUAGCAGCUUUAGUGGAUCAGCUGAAGAAGACUGGACUCCAAGCUGCUCCUGCUGAUCACUGCUAUGCUGGACCUGAAGAUGUGUCCUGUGAUUUCUGCUCUGGAAGAAAACUGAAAGCCAUCAAGUCCUGUUUGAUCUGUCUGGCCUCUUACUGUGAGAAACACCUUCAACCUCAUUUGGAUGAAGCUGCAUUCAAGAAACACAAGCUGGUGGAACCCUCCAAGAACCUGCAGGAGAACAUCUGCUCCAUUCAUGAUGAGGUGAUGAAGAUGUUCUGUCGUACUGAUCAGAAGUGUAUCUGUUAUCUCUGCUCUGUGGAUGAACAUAGAGGACACGACACAGUCUCAGCUGCAGCAGAAAGGACUGAGAGGCAGAGAGAUCUGGAGGAGAGUCAACAACAAAUCCAGCAGAGAAUCCAGGACAGAGAGAAAGAGGUGAAGCUGCUUCAACAGGAGGUGGAGGCCAUCAAUCAAUCUGGUAAUCAAACAGUGAAGAACAGUGAGAAGAUCUUUACUCUGAUGAUCAAUCUCAUCCAGAAAAGAAGCUGUUUAGUGAUGCAGCAGAUCAGAUCCCAGCAGCAAACUGAAGUGAGUCGAGUCAAAGAUCUUCAGGAGGAGCUGGAGCAGGAGAUCACUGAGCUGAAGAGGAGAGACGCUGAGCUGAAGCAGCUCUCACUCACAGAGGAUCACAGCCAGUUUCUGCUCCACUACCCCUCACUGCCACCACUCAGUGAGUCCACACCCUCAUCCAGCAUCAAUGUCCGUCCUCUGAGAUACUUUGAGGAUGUGACAGCAGCUGUGUCAGAGCUCAGAGACAAACUGCAGGACAUUCUGAGAGAGGAACGGACAAACAUCUCAGCGACAGUCACUCAUGUUGAUGUUUUACUGCCAAAACCAGAACCAGAACCAAAGAGCAGAGCUGACUUCUUAAAAUAUUCAUGUCAAAUCACACUGGAUCCAAACACAGCACACAGGCGACUGUUACUGUCAGAGAACAGAAAGGUGAAAGUGAUGGAACAACCUCAGUCUUAUUCUGAUCAUCCAGACAGAUUUAUUGAUAGUAUUCAGGUUCUGAGUAGAGAGAGUCUGACUGGACGUCGUUACUGGGAGGUGGAGUGGAGAGGAGACUAUAUUUGUGUAGCAGUCGCAUACAAGAACAUCAGUAGAACUGGAAAUAAAAGUAGAUUUGGUUUAAAUUUUAAAUCGUGGGCAUUACAUUGUUCUCCACUGGGUUUCACAUUUGUCCACAACAACAUAAAAACCUCCAUCUCAGCUCGUGUUUCCUCCAGAGUAGGAGUGUACCUGGAUCGCAGAGCAGGUGUUCUGUCCUUCCACAGCGUCUCUGAAAGAAUGACUCUCCUCCACAGAGUCCGGACCAAAUUCACUCAGAACCUCCAUGCUGGACUGAGUUUGGGUUCUAUUUGUUUUUCUGUAAUCUCAGCAGAGUUCUGUAAACUCAAAUAGUUCUUGAAAGAAGUGAAAUGUUUGUUUUCAGUGAUUUCUCUGAUUUCCAUCAUUUUUAACUAAACUUUUUAACUGUUAAUGUUCUGUGGAGUCGAGUUUGUUCUCAGAAAUAAAGAGAUAAAUGAAAAAUCUGUAGAAUGUGGAUUUGAGACAUUUUGAAGAUGAAUCUCAAACUUUUUGGAGUAAAAUCUGUUUUAUUGUUGUUGUUUUUUUAACUUUGGGAUUUGACUGUUUAAUUCAAAUUUCACACAAAUGUUGUGUUGAUGUUUUUGUGUUGUUGUUAUGUGAACUGAAGGAAGCUGCAACACAAAUGGAAUCAGUGAUGUCACAAUCAAAGACUUUCUCUGUUUGUUCUACACAGAAACUACAAGAGAACAAACUGAAGGAGGAGAUUGUGUUUGUAGAAAGAACAUUUACAACUUUGUUUACUUUCUUUUUGCUUCAUUUGACAACUUUGGAUUUAAGAUUUAUGUUUUCAUGUCUUUGUUCUUCAGAGAAAAGUUGUUUCU
This is a messenger RNA of Oryzias melastigma (Indian medaka), 2315 nucleotides long. Its product is annotated as tripartite motif-containing protein 16-like. Lineage: Eukaryota; Metazoa; Chordata; Actinopteri; Beloniformes; Adrianichthyidae. The coding region runs from base 133 to 1806 and encodes 557 amino acids. Gene Ontology annotation, molecular function: zinc ion binding; protein binding. The record is from RefSeq and is a predicted model, not a curated record. The transcript has a single exon.